This is a messenger RNA of Colletotrichum truncatum, 1191 nucleotides long. RefSeq lists its product as uncharacterized. The record is from RefSeq and is a predicted model, not a curated record. Lineage: Eukaryota; Fungi; Ascomycota; Sordariomycetes; Glomerellales; Glomerellaceae.
AUGCUACAUGCCAUGAUCGCCGCUCUUCUGCUUGCCAUGGUGGCUACCACCGUUGUUGCAGCACCCCCUCCCACCGAGCUCACAUUUCCGAGAUCUUCUAUCGUCUACCACGAGGAGCCGCAGGAUGAUAAAUGUUGCUUUGCUCUAAAAGCUGUCCACAUCAUGGAUACCGGCGAAGUCAAAGAUGUCGGCAUUGUCAAGCAGAGUACCAUUGGAGAGCUUCGUAUCGGUGGCCCCUUCCAGCAAGGAUUCUUCUGUGUGAACCCUGAUGAUGGCGCCAUCAAAGAUGGUAGAGACAACACCUGCUUCAUCAAUCAGGAGACUCAACACUUUCAGUGUUUUCGAGGUCUUCAUGGCACCAAUCUUUUCAAGUUCAAGGAGUUGGAUUUGCCCAAUGGUGCUGUUGUUCCACUUCUCACCCAAGACGGAAACGAGUCGUUUUUUAUGUGUCCUACAACCAGAGGUGUCGAUCCUGUCUCAUCGACCUACAAUAUCUUUUCGGCAAGCAUGCCACAGAGAAUUGAUUGUACCCAGAUUGUACUCUUCCAGCAUCAGCAAACACCCGACGUUUGUCACAUUGACCAUGACGACCAUUUUCUUAAAUUCUUGCACAAAAGAAGAUACAGUUUGUCACAAGAGCAUUUCUGCAAAGCCUUUUCGGGAAAUUCACCACUCAGUCCCCUUAUCUUCCCGAAGAACUCGGCCGAAGUCAACUGGCAGUACGACUCUGGAUUUGUCACCAUGCCCAAUCCAACCAACGCUUUGAAUCUCCAUCUCGAGUUCCACAUACCUGCGUCUUAUGUUCCUGCCGUCGCAGACUCAGCUCCUGGUCGUAUGUGUGCGCUUCAGUUCCGUAUGCCUGUCUGCCCGGAAGCCCCCGCUGGAUACCCCUGCGUUGGUGAAAAGGACACGUUCUAUAUGCUUGUGCGUCUAAGCAAGGACAGUCAUGCGAGUUACAAUGGAUCGAAGAUGAGGAUUCACCAUACGAUUCGGCCUGGAGAAAAAGUCACACUUUUUCAGUUCAGCUGUGACGUUGACAUCAAGAAGAAGAAUCGCGAGAUUACUUGGCAUGUCAUUGGUGGUCACUUCAAAUCUCGUAGUCCUGAGACUACUAUGGGAUACGAUGUUCUGUUUGACGACGAAAAAGGGGAUUGGGCAAGAAAUGCGUUUUUCGUCGAGGCUUGUGAAUGA